GCAGCUGCUCAGUUUUGUUUUUCUGUCUCUGGGCCGUGCACUCCCACUCCUCUGCGCGUUGGUCGUCUCCGCAGUCGCACACAGACCGUUGGGUGCGUGGUAUAUUUGCACACGGCGGUAGAUGUUCUUUCAUCACUUCCCUUUCCUUUCUUCUUUGGUUCUGUGUGUGCUGGCUUACGACGGUAACUAAGCGACUAUUUUUUUUUUGCUUUCUUUUCGUUUCUUGUUUUCUCUUUCGGGAGUUCGGCUGCUGUGACUAUUCGAUGUAUGGAGCAAGCGGAAUCGGCUCCUCUCCUCUCCUUUCUUUUUCUCUUUUCUUUUGCACCGCCAGCUCCUCCUGUCGCCGUCGUCUACCGCACACCGCGCAGCAGCUGGCUGAUCUCCCACCGCAUCCUCGCAAGAAAUAAUCUGAUACUUUUUCUCACUGAAUUUUCAUCCUCAGCUAAAAAUUUAUUUUUUUAUCUAACGUCGCUUCCUCCGAGAGAACUAUUACCCAAAUUUUUACUUCCUGCUUUUGUCUUGUAUUCACUUCCCUCCUCCCUCUCUGACUUCACCGAAACACGCUGUGGAAGCGCUGCGAAAACGGAAGGAGGGCAUUCAUCGCCGAUCUUUCCUUUUGUAUUUACCGUUUUGGGGGUAUUUUCUCUUUCCUUCUGCGACGCGCUCUCCCCUCCCCCGCUCCUUUCCUUUCUUUUUCCCUCGGCCGUCCUCCGUCUUGGUCUCUCGCACUUCGCUUCUGAGGGAGGCAACAGAGGACUCUCGUACAGUCGGUAUCAGCCGCUUCGCCGUCGCAGCUCACAGAAGUCAACCACACCCUUUCCGCGUGGUUUUUUGUUUUUCAGCCAAAUCGGUCGCUCUUUUCUUUUAGGAGCUUCGAUGCUUGUGGGUCGUGCUCCUCCGCUCUUCUCUCUUUCUCUUCCCCUUUCUGUAUAUUCCUCUCCCCUCUUUUUGUAGUUCGGUGCCACGCCAUGGGGAGUCGCAGGUCAAAGGAAGCGGCGGAGCUGAAGAAGUCGCAGCCGCGGAACCUCCGUUUCUUUCGGUGCUUCUGCUCCCCCGUCGCCGACGCCGUCGCACCGCACACGCCCCCCGCUGCGUCGGCACGAGCAACCGACGCCACGACGGCGCCGCCGCGCAGCGACACGCUCGAAAAGUUGCCGCAGGCGGAGGCGGACGACCUCGUUACGCCUUUCCGCGCCGAAACUUCGUCUCCGCCCGACAUCGCGCAGUCGGCUGUUGCGUCAGCGACGAUGAGCAGCGGUGCUCCUUCACGGAUGCGAGAGGAGCCGGCGUGGGCGAGCUCGCCUCUGCGGGCGCUGCAACUGAGCACGCAGUACGUGGAGCGGCGCUCGAGCAUCUGUACCACGCUGCCGGACUCAGAGGCGGCUUCCCCACCGUGCCGGCUGUCCCGCGUGACGCAGCUGUCGUCUGCCCCGUCCACACCAUCACGGCAGUAUCAGCAGUAUCAGCAGCAGCUCUCCUCCUCACCGGCCAUGCGAACUCGCAUGCCUUUGUCGUUCUCCCCGCUGCUGAGCCCCCGCCACUACUACGCCAACACGCCGUAUUCCUGCGAACAGGACUUACCGCAGCUGCGCGCGCUGCCUGUCCCCGAUAGCCGCCUCCUCGUCUUCAACACGCAGAUGGCAGGCACGCUGCCGAUGCUCGUGAACGGCGCCACGCAGCACAACUUCAUCUCCCUCCACGCCGACCACGACGUCACCGCCACCACCGACGCGACAGACCGCUUCGCCUCCAACGGCCGAGCCUUCCCCCUCGCUCUCCGUCCACCGCCCAACAUGCCGAGCAGCGCGACGGAAGCCGCCGCCACGAGGUCUUCGCCGAUGCGGCCGAGGCCGCCGCACUCCCGCAGCGCCUCCUCCUUCUCCUCUGCGUCGCGCUCACUUCACUCCGGCUCGCUCAUCUCGUCCAGCUCCGUGGCCAGCCUCAUCGAUCAGGACCCGAUGGAAGGCGGCACGAAACGGGCACCGCUGACGGAGCAUGGCUUCGCAACGUGGCAGAACAGCAGUACCACAAUGGCACCCCCCGACGCGGCGAAGUCAUCCCCUCAGCCCCGCGACGGCGUCUCGCCCAACCCGGUCGGCGCGUCGAUCCUCAUGCCGCGCCGACCCAGCUCCCACGGCUCCGUCGACACGACGCUGGGUAGCACCAGCCUCGUCUCGGCCCGCUACCACAAGAGCUCUCGCGAGACGGAGGGAUCGAAGGAGGUGGAGACGGUGACGGACUUCGUGGCCCGCAUGAAAUCCGCUAAGACGAGGGCCGAGGGCGACAGCGGUGACCGCGGUGGCGGCACGCCGGACUCAGCGGAGUUGAUCGACGGCGGCGGCGGCGGCAGCGGAGAGACGGCCGGGUGGGCCUCACGUAGGGGGAGCGGCAAGCUCGACAGCGCCGGCCGUGCCGCGGUGACCGUCUCCGUCCCGCCGCCCCCGCCCCUGCGCAUGAGCAGCGAUAGCGGCGGUUGGACCCGUCCACACCGGCACCCACCCUCGCUGAACAGCUCCGCGGAUGUGCCCUCGCAGCUCUCCUCGCCGGAGCCGCUGCCCACCCUUCCACGUCCCAUCAGCAACACCUCCAUCUCUCUCCCCUCUCCGCCGUCCAACGACCACGACGCGACGAGUAACGGAAGCGGUCGCUCCAAUACGUCGCACCGCCGCCGAGACGUGAAAGCAAGUGUGGAGGCGGUCCUCGCACACAUGAGCAGCAGCAGUGCUCCGUCGCCGUCUGCAGCGAGUCGGCGGAAGCGUCGAGACAUGGCAGUUAAUUUUCUCUUUUCCCCGUAA
Leptomonas pyrrhocoris is the source of this 2795-nucleotide messenger RNA. RefSeq lists its product as hypothetical. The coding region runs from base 969 to 2795 and encodes 608 amino acids. The transcript has a single exon. Lineage: Eukaryota; Euglenozoa; Kinetoplastea; Trypanosomatida; Trypanosomatidae. The record is from RefSeq and is a predicted model, not a curated record.